AUGGAUUACGAAAUGGACAUCGAGGCCACGGGCCCGCAGGUCACCGUUCGCGAGGCUGAACCCUACCGCGUCGACUUCAAACUGUCCAGCGUCGAUCUCUCGCUCGCAAACGCUCUGCGCCGCACCAUGCUCGCCGAGGUGCCCACGGUGGCGAUCGACAUUGUCGAAGUCGAGAGCAACACCUCUGUCCUGCCCGACGAGUUUCUGGCGCACCGGUUGGGUUUGGUGCCGCUCAAUAGCAAAAACUGCGAUCAGGAUAUGGAGUAUAAUCGCGACUGUACCUGUGAGAGCUUCUGCUCGCGGUGCAGCGUGCGGCUGACGCUGCAUGCGCGCUGUAACCAGUCCGAUGAGGUCAUGAAGGUUUACUCGCGCGAUCUCAUGGUUUCGGGCGACAGAGCCAAUGAGUGGGUGGGCAACCCCGUCAUCACGGACCCGGAGGGCAAAGGUCCCUUGAUCGCAAAGUUGAUCAAGGGCCAGGAGCUCAAGCUGUCCUGCAUUGCUCGCAAGGGUAUUGCCAAGGAGCAUGCAAAGUGGGCGCCAACUUCGGCUAUUGGGUUUGAGUAUGAUCCUCACAACAACUUGAAGCACAGCGACUAUUGGUACGAGGAGGAUCCGAUCAAAGAAUGGCCCGUGUCGGAAAAUGCCAAGUGGGAAACACCCAACCCCCCCGACCAGCCCUUUGAUUACGACGCCCAACCAACCACUUUUUACAUGGACGUCGAGUCAAUCGGCAACCUCGAGCCCGACGCCAUCGUGCAGCAGGGCAUCUACACACUACAGACCAAACUGGCCACGAUCAUGGACACGCUGACCAACCCCAGCGGCUCCGGCGCGCAGGUGAACGGGCUCGGCGGCGCCGACGACGACGACAUGGCGCUGGGCGGCGGCGUGCGCUCGCCAGAUGCGUACGAACCGCCCGAGAUUGAUGCUGGCCUGGGUGGCGGCGGGUUUACGGCGUAUGGUCAGGCUGCUAAUGGGGGAAAUAGGAGUGCCUGGGGUGGCGGUGCCACGCCGUAUGGUACUACCCCGUACGGCGGCGCGACUAACUACGGCGGUUACUGA
Messenger RNA from Talaromyces rugulosus, 1062 nucleotides. RefSeq lists its product as uncharacterized. NCBI's taxonomy places the organism in Eukaryota, Fungi, Ascomycota, Eurotiomycetes, Eurotiales, Trichocomaceae. The record is from RefSeq and is a predicted model, not a curated record. Gene Ontology annotation, biological process: DNA-templated transcription. The transcript has 3 exons. Gene Ontology annotation, cellular component: RNA polymerase II, core complex. The coding region runs from base 1 to 1062 and encodes 353 amino acids. Gene Ontology annotation, molecular function: DNA-directed RNA polymerase activity; protein dimerization activity; DNA binding.